AUGUACAUACCAAGUCAUUUAGAGGUUACUGAUUUAGACAAGCAGGUCAGCGUCAUAAAACAAUACCCGUUGGGUGUAUUGUUCAAUUACAAUUCCGCAAAGACGGGUUUAUUGGACUAUUUCAAGUCUGGUAAGCCACCUUCGGGAACCGACCGUGUGGAUUCUGUCAUGUGUGCUACUCAUGUGCCAUUCCAUUACGUAGAGGAUCCGGAGGGCAAGACCAAGGGUAAAUUGAUCGCCCAUUUGGCUGGGCAGAACCAGCAUAUUGCCAUGCUUGAAGAGAACGCUAACUGCUUAGUGGUUUUCCAGAGUGUGGACUCGUAUGUGUCUCCGGAAUGGUAUCCGUUGAAGAAGAAGACGCAUAAGUUCGUUCCGACCUGGGAUUUUGCGUGCGUUCACGUUUACGGUAGGGCCAAGAUCAUUCAUGAUGACGAGGAAUGGUUGCUGGGUAUGUUGAAUUCGAUCACAGACCAAGAGGAAAAGAAACGUCCAGAUACGACGACUGUUUCCGAGAAAGAUGAAGAUCACUCCGGUGAGAAAGGCGAGGUCCCGAUCCACCGCUGGAAAGUGGAAGAAGCUGAGAAGAGGUACUUGAGCCAGGCGAUGAAGAAUAUCGUUGGUCUUGAGAUUGAAAUCGAUCACGUUCAAUCCAAGUUCAAAUUCCACCAAGAUCAACCACCAGUUAAUGUCAACGGUGUACUAGACGGGUACGCCAAGGAAUUGGAUCCUAAAAAGGCGCAGGAACUUGAGAAGUUUACCCGUCAACAGUACCCAAGGGAAUUAUAA
Messenger RNA from Kluyveromyces lactis, 786 nucleotides. RefSeq lists its product as uncharacterized. The record is from RefSeq and is a predicted model, not a curated record. The transcript has a single exon. Bases 1 to 786 code for a protein of 261 amino acids. Lineage: Eukaryota; Fungi; Ascomycota; Saccharomycetes; Saccharomycetales; Saccharomycetaceae.